AUGGCUGCUAAAUUCUUCUGCGUGUUGAUCGGGCUUGUGGUCAGUGUCGCUGCUGGUCAGAGCAACUUCACCGAAACCUGCCACGGCAUCGAGCUUUUAUCCGAUAGUCUAAGCCAUACUAGCCAACUCAAGGCCACAUGCAGCAAUGAGAUGAUCGAGGGUGGCCAAUCCCACGAGUCCACCAUUGAUCUGAAUCUCUGCGUGGGUAUCGACCAGACCAACGGCCAGCUCGUCUGGUCUAUAUACGGCAAAUACACCCUGUAUUGCUCCAACUGCUCGCUUGCCGAGCCUGCUCUCCUGUCCUGCGCCUGCAAACCGCUCACACAAGGGGAUGCUCGUUCCACGACCCUUGAUCUGGAUGAUGGUAUUGGGAACGAGAGCGGCGUUCUUUCGUGUAUAGGAGGUAUUGGAUCUUGAAGGGGCGUUCUCCUCGACACUCGGGCUUGACUGCAUUUGGCGUUUCGGGG
This is a messenger RNA of Phialemonium atrogriseum, 467 nucleotides long. RefSeq lists its product as uncharacterized. The transcript has 3 exons. The coding region runs from base 1 to 417 and encodes 138 amino acids. Lineage: Eukaryota; Fungi; Ascomycota; Sordariomycetes; Cephalothecales; Cephalothecaceae. The record is from RefSeq and is a predicted model, not a curated record.